Numida meleagris (helmeted guineafowl) is the source of this 1560-nucleotide messenger RNA. It is a transcript of the gene UPP2, whose product is annotated as uridine phosphorylase 2. Gene Ontology annotation, biological process: nucleotide catabolic process; uridine catabolic process. Lineage: Eukaryota; Metazoa; Chordata; Aves; Galliformes; Numididae. Gene Ontology annotation, cellular component: cytosol; cytoplasm. The record is from RefSeq and is a predicted model, not a curated record. Gene Ontology annotation, molecular function: uridine phosphorylase activity. The transcript is spliced from 6 exons. Bases 424 to 1560 code for a protein of 378 amino acids.
CGCGGGCGGACUCUGAGCUGGUUUUACUGAGACGAGGAAAACGUUCUCUGGGCUGGUUUAAGCCCGGUGUCUAAAAUCCAUCUCCGCUGUUAGUUCGUUGCUUUACCUCUACUAAAGCACGCGGAGAGAGCCAAGGCAAGCCGGCCCUCCGGCGCCCGCGCAAUCUCGGUUCGGUUAGCGCUCGCAUUGCUGGGCAGCUGUUUGGGACCACGGGGAUGUGAAAUUCCCAUUCGCGAGGAGCUUUUUAAGCCGUUACGUGCAACGUGGCCCGGUGUGUUACCUGCUGGAUACUUCUGGCAGAACCCCAUCAAAGAAGGAGCUAAGGCUGCCGUUAACGAACCGAUGACAAAUACUGAGCAAUGCCUUCUGCCGUGUAUGUAGACAUAAGACAGAAGUCAUGGAAGGGGCUACCAGCAUCGGGAGAUGGAACGAGGCAGGCCGCCCGUGCGGCAGCAGGGCUUGACAGAAGGCAGCUGCCACCCGGAGCUGUGCCUCUCCCCGGCCCCGGCCCCGGCCGUGCCGCCGUUCUGCCCGGUUCCUCCCGCUCCUGGCGCGGCUCCCGGCGCUGCCUGUGCUCCCGCUGUCCCGUGCCGCUGCCUGCUCGCCCUGCUCACCCCCUUCACCUCAUCUCCCCGCAGCAGUGGGCUUGUCCACAUCAAAAAUCCGCACCUGGAGACGAUGGAUGAGGACGUCCUGUAUCAUCUGGACUUGGGAACGAAGACGCACAACCUGCCGGCUAUGUUUGGGGACAUAAAGUUUGUCUGCGUUGGCGGCAGCCCGAACAGGAUGAGGGCGUUCGCGCAGUUCAUGCACAAGGAGCUGGGGCUGGAGGGCGAUGGGGAGGACCUGGCCGACAUCUGUGCGGGGACGGACCGCUACGCCAUGUACCGGGUGGGACCUGUGCUCUCCAUCAGCCAUGGGAUGGGCAUCCCUUCUGUCUCCAUCAUGCUCCACGAGCUGAUCAAGCUGCUGCACCACGCCAAAUGCCGAGACGUCACCAUUAUACGCAUUGGUACUUCUGGAGGCUUGGGCGUGGAGGCCGGCUCCGUGGUGAUCACAGACAGGGCGGUGGACGCCUGCUUCCAGCCGCGCUUCGAGCAGGUGGUGCUGGGCGACGUGGUGGUGCGGGGCACUGACCUGGAUGGGGGCCUUGUGGAGGAGCUCCUGGCCUGCAGCAAGGCUGUUCCCGACUUCCCCACGCUUGUCGGGCACACCAUGUGCACCUACGACUUCUAUGAAGGUCAAGGGAGAUUAGAUGGAGCCCUGUGCUCUUUUUCCAAUGAAAAGAAGUUGGAGUACUUAAAGCGAGCUCACGAUGCUGGCGUGAGAAAUAUUGAAAUGGAGUCGACGGCGUUCGCCGCGCUGUGCGGGCUGUGCGGGCUGAGAGCCGCCGUGGUCUGCGUGACGCUCCUGGACCGGCUGGAGGGCGACCAGAUCCGUGCGUCCCACGAGGUGCUGCACGAAUACCAGCAGCGGCCCCAGCGCCUGGUGGCGGCCUUCAUCCGGAGACGCCUGGGGCUGUGCGCUGCCACAGGGAACACGCAGCCCUCCAGCGACUGA